AAUGCCCACCACUUCGUUCGUCCAUUGUUUUGUUUUUAUAUAUAAAACAGCCUAAACCUGCUUGCCAAGUCGCCAUAUUCUUUCUUUUUGUCCGAUCCCAGAUCUCCCACUUUUCUAUCAGAUAAGAGAGAGGGGAAAAAAUCUCCUUUGAUCACCAUGACACUUCACUCCACGAUUCAAGAUGAUGAAACUGACAAAAGUGCCAAGCCUUCUUAUUUUAACUUACCACCUUUGGAUGUUUCGGUUGCAUUCCCUCAAGCUACUCCUGCAUCUACUUUUCCUCCUUCUGCUUCUGACUAUUAUCAAUUUGAUGAUCUAUUAAGUCCUGAGGAGCAGGCUCUCCGUAAGAAAGUACGAGAGUGUAUGGAAAAAGAAGUAGCUCCUAUAAUGGCAGAGUACUGGGAGAAGGCAGAGUUUCCAUUCCAACUAGUUCCGAAACUUGGUGAUCUCCGUAUUGCUGGUGGUACUAUCAAGGGUUAUGGAUGCCCAGGUCUCUCCCUUACUGGAAGUGCUAUUGCAACUGCAGAGGUUGCUCGAGUUGAUGCAAGCUGUUCAACUUUUAUCUUGGUGCAUUCAUCUCUGGCCAUGCUUACCAUUGCAUUAUGCGGGUCAGAGGAACAGAAGCAGAAGUAUUUACCUUCUUUGGCACAGUUAAAAACUAUAGCUUGUUGGGCCUUGACUGAACCUGACUAUGGAAGUGACGCUAGUUCUCUGAAGACAAUUGCAACAAAGGUAGAGGGAGGUUGGAUUCUUGAGGGGCAAAAACGUUGGAUAGGAAAUGGUACUUUUGCAGAUGUGUUGAUUAUUUUUGCCAGAAAUACCACAACGAACCAGAUAAACGGAUAUAUAGUUAAGAAGGAUGCCCCUGGAUUGACAGCUACAAAAAUAGCAAAUAAGAUUGGGUUACGAAUUGUUCAAAAUGGAGAUAUUCUCUUAAAGAAAGUCUUUGUUCCUGAUGAGGACAGGUUACCUGGUGUAAACUCUUUUCAAGAUACAAGCAAGGUACUGGCUGUUUCACGAGUAAUAGUUGCAUGGCAACCUAUUGGCAUUUCGAUGGGUGUCUAUGACAUGUGUCAGAGGUAUCUGAAGGAGAGGAAGCAGUUUGGAGCACCAUUGGCAGCCUUCCAAAUUAACCAGCAGAAACUUGCUCUCAUGCUUGGUAAUGUUCAAGCAAUGACCCUUGUUGGUUGGCGCCUUUGCAAAUUAUAUGAGAAGGGUAAAAUGACUCCCGGUCAAGCCAGCUUGGGAAAGUCAUGGAUUACCUUGAAGGCAAGAGAGACAGUUGCUCUUGGACGGGAGUUACUUGGUGGCAAUGGAAUUUUGUCUGAUUUUCUUGUUGCGAAGGCAUUCUGUGAUUUGGAACCCAUUUACACUUACGAAGGCACUUAUGACAUCAACAGCUUGGUAACUGGUAGAGAAAUCACUGGUUUUGCCAGUUUUAAGCCGGCAGCAAUGAGCCAGCGAAGCCGCCUGUAGUGUAAACUUUCUUCCUGGACUCUGUGGGAGGAGAUUCCUUUAGUGAUGGAAAAAAAAAAUAGUAAGUUCUGUAUAUAGCCCGUUGCACAGUUGUAAUAAAAGAACAGCUUGCUUAAUGCUUAUGCGAAUCAGCCAUAUUAUUUGGGAAUU
Durio zibethinus is the source of this 1626-nucleotide messenger RNA. RefSeq names its product acyl-CoA oxidase 4 (gene ACX4). Gene Ontology annotation, biological process: fatty acid beta-oxidation. Gene Ontology annotation, molecular function: flavin adenine dinucleotide binding; acyl-CoA dehydrogenase activity. The record is from RefSeq and is a predicted model, not a curated record. NCBI's taxonomy places the organism in Eukaryota, Viridiplantae, Streptophyta, Magnoliopsida, Malvales, Malvaceae. Gene Ontology annotation, cellular component: peroxisome.